AUGCAAUAUUUACGAGCAGGGGGGACAUGCUAUCAACCUGUUGCGUGAGACACCAUAUCCUCCGGGAAAACAACUGUUGGUCGCCAUCCUUGUGAAGAACCAGUGCCUGUAUCAAAACUCGACCUGCCAGACCCGGCAGCUAAAUACCGGAUAUCAUUCCCCAAUGCAGGGUGGCCUUCGAUGAGAUAUGGGAGGAGGAACAAGGCAUUUGUCGACCCAGAACGGACCACCAUGGCAAGACCAUAGAGGUCCUACAACGGACGAUCAGACACCGAAAGCGUACUUGAUGUAAAAUGGCACGAUUCCAUGAAUGUGCCUUCAUAUUUGGCCAUGGCUCCCAUUUAUUGCACAAUGCCCUGCAAGCUGCACUAGAGCAAAGACGCAGUGGAACAGGUAAUUGUUUGUCCUAUUCGUUGAACUACCCCGGUCCUUCAGAGAAUACACCGCCGAAUGCGGCUGUUUCUUCCUACAUUCCAGCGUCUCGACAAGACAUUCCACAGUGUCCUCGGUUCAUCAUGAACCAGCCUAGGCAACGCAAGCAAUAUCAGCGCGCAACACGGCAACGGAUGCAGAUAAGACGCACAUGCAGGAUUUCUGAAAACGACGGAGCGACUGCUGCCUUCGAGAUUAUACUUGCCCUUCGAAAGACGCUACAGCCGUGUCCGUGUCCCCUACCAAAUUCAUCCCGAUAUCUGGAAGGCCAGCGUGCAACAGCGAGAAUAGUUUGCGUUCCCAACACAGACGUAAUCAGUGCAAGAGAGACGGGCCAAAUAUUUCCCACGCUAUUUUGCUUUCAACCACCAUUAUCUCUGCAGCUCUCUAGGCUCGGAUUUUCUUCUACCUCGACGCUUGACGCGACUUUGAGUCACGAACAAAGACGGCUACGACUGCAGAUCAUCUAUAUGCUAUAACGGUAACGGCAGUGUCAUCGUUCUAUGCGAUGGCCACGUUACAAAAUGACGGGAAAUCCACAAAGCGCUAUGCGAAGGUCUAGUACAAAGAUUCUAGCUGCAAAGGUC
Guyanagaster necrorhizus is the source of this 1019-nucleotide messenger RNA. RefSeq lists its product as uncharacterized. The coding region runs from base 294 to 911 and encodes 205 amino acids. Lineage: Eukaryota; Fungi; Basidiomycota; Agaricomycetes; Agaricales; Physalacriaceae. The record is from RefSeq and is a predicted model, not a curated record. The transcript is spliced from 2 exons.